GAAGCUGUUUAACAACAUACAGCAACACCACACAAGAUCUUAGAACAGGCAGUGAAGAAGAAGAUUGUGGAACUACAGGGGGAGCUUUAGUUCUCUGGAAAUGCCCCAGAAGGAUCCUUGCCAGAAACAAGCCUGUGAAAUACAGAAAUGCUUGCAAGCCAACAACUAUGUGGCAUCUAAAUGCGAGGCUGUGCUCCAAGAGAUGCGAAGGUGCUGCGCCCGGUACCCCAAAGGCAGAUCCAUCUGCUGUUCAGGGUUUGAGAAAGAGGAAAGAGAGGGGGAGAAAUUGAAAGUGGCUUCAGAUGGAAUUCACACAGCACAGCAGUGAAAAACUGCAGCUCCAUCUCUGGCAGGCUAUGGUGCAUGGUCCUGCGAGUGACAAAUACAAAUAAACCUUCCAAGCUAAAUGAUGUUUGUUGAGGCUGGAGUGGAAGCUACUUCAAGGAAUACAGCUGAUAAUGCUUUCUCCAGAUUUAUAAGGAAAUAAGAGCCAGCCACAGAAUAAAACAUGCUGUGCAGAAACAAGUAAAAUGCAAUAUGCCAUAGCUUAUUUAAAAGGUUCUCCACCUUCUGGACCAAUGUAUCAACUGUGUUAUUUUAGAGAGCAUUGUAUGUGUGUGAAAACUGAUUAUUUUUAUGCUUAAUAUACUGUAUUCCAUCAUCAAAGAGAGAAUGAAAUCUAAACCUCAGCCAGGGUUUUGCCAUCGGAUGUCCGCAAAAUAACUUCAAAAGCAUUGGUUAAAUGUGCUGCAUAAAACAAGUCCAUCUUCAAGCAGAAAAAAAAAGGCUGGAUAGUAGUGUCUAGAGGACAAUUACUUUUUUUUAGGUGAUUUAAGGUCAAGUAUGGGAAUCAGAUCUGGGUUUUCUUCCUAGGUCUGACAUGAUCCCUGCAUGUGCCCAUAAGUCACUUCACCUAUGUGCCUCAAUGCCCGCAUUAUUAAAUGGGAUGUUAAUUACUUUUUGGAUCACAUUGCACAACUUUGCAUGACAGUAAGGAUGUUGCAGAAACAUGUUAUUUCAGGGAUUGUUACAAGACUAGGGAUUUUUUUAAAAAAAGCAAUAGUCACUUUAUAGAAAACAGGAGAGUUGGUAGAAAGUGGACUGUAGAUAGCUGAGUGUAAAACACAUCAUCACUGAACAAACACCUCUUAAGCAGUGCAAUAUGCAAUGAAUUGCAGUGACUGCAGAACCCCUCUUCCCCAAAUUCCAUCAUACAGUCCAAUAAAGGAUUUGGGUAGAACUGGGGUGCCUAAAUCCAAAAAUCAGAAUGCUACAUCAAAUCAGGAGCCCUUCUUCUGUUUGACAGCAAAGUUCCUGGGCACUAGAGUUCUGCUUCUGUGCAUGCCCAGAAAUGUCUAAAUCUGAGCCACUCAAUGUCCAUCUCCCACCCAUGCUUGUUCAGAAGCUGGGGACUAAGCACUUCUUCAUCUGAGCCUCGGUAGGGUUUUGAUCCAAUAGUUGUUAGCACAGCUAAUACUGACAGGUUUGGGAUCCCUAUAAUGUGCAGUUUGGGGCACUUUUAAGAUAUGGCAGAAAGACAGCUGUGCCCACUUCUUAUACAUCCUCAUGUUGAAGGUUGUUGGGCAGGAGGUGGGACACCCAGGUGUAGUGUAAGGGGUUCAAGCCCACAUCUCCCACUUCCCAGGGGAGUCAUUAACUACAAGGUUCUUGAUUAUUCUGGGUGAGCGUAUUGGUAUUCUCCACUCCUCCUGUUGGAGCUGGGCCACCGUGCAGCAAAGAAUUCAAGGCUAACUCUAAGUAUCAUUGCUGCUCUGAGGCACCUGCUGCUCCACUUUUGCUGUACAGAAAGCCUAAGCAUUUAACUCAGGGUUUUGGAUUCCUCUGUUGAGGCCUAGCACCUAAAAGUGAGGGUGUAGCAGCAUCCUGCUUGCAGGCACUUAAGUGCUGCGAUCCAGUAUGACUUGAAUAUAAAAUCUAAGUUAUAUAUGACCUGUUUAUUGUUCUUUCUACUUGUGGAUAUAACACGGGUGUAUCAAAGUGUGAAAGAGGCAGAUCUCUUUGUAUUCACUACAAACAAUGCCACAAUACAAAAUAAAUUCCUGGAGCAAGCCAA
This is a messenger RNA of Gavialis gangeticus (Gharial), 2074 nucleotides long. It is a transcript of the gene CMC4, whose product is annotated as C-X9-C motif containing 4. Gene Ontology annotation, cellular component: mitochondrial intermembrane space. The record is from RefSeq and is a predicted model, not a curated record. Lineage: Eukaryota; Metazoa; Chordata; Crocodylia; Gavialidae. Bases 101 to 328 code for a protein of 75 amino acids. The transcript has 3 exons.